This is a messenger RNA of Liolophura sinensis, 5449 nucleotides long. RefSeq lists its product as uncharacterized. Lineage: Eukaryota; Metazoa; Mollusca; Polyplacophora; Chitonida; Chitonidae. Gene Ontology annotation, molecular function: protein binding; calcium ion binding. The transcript is spliced from 22 exons. The record is from RefSeq and is a predicted model, not a curated record. Bases 5 to 5449 code for a protein of 1814 amino acids.
AGACAUGCAACUGUUUGUGUUGACAUUUUGUCUUUUGGCUUGUCUCUCUGUGAAGGCUUUGUCACCCAGCGGCCAGAAUGUUUGUAGACACACCCGAAUCGAGUCGUACAGGGCCCAGGAGAGAUACUAUACAAAGUGCGGAUUGUUCAACUGGCGAAGAUGUACACGUCACAGGAACGUAGUUCGUACCAGAACAGCCGUGGACUAUAGGUGUUGCUCCGGAUGGAACAGUGCUGACAACAUUCACUGUAAAAGAGCGAUAUGUACUGGAUCCGCCCCAGGAACUUGUUCAAACGGUGGUGUUUGCGUCCGGCCCACAGUUUGCAGAUGCAGGGGGGGAUUUGGCCAACCUAACUGUAAAGAUAUAGAUGAAUGCUUGCUAAACACAGAUGACUGUCAGCAGGUUUGCGUAAACACAAUCGGAUCGUUCAGAUGCGAUUGUCGUCCAGGUUAUGGACUUUUGGCUGAUAGGAAGAACUGCAAGCCGGUGUGCAACGGCCUUACUCCGGGGAUAUGUGCCAACGGGGGAACGUGUGUGCGACCUGGCGUUUGUCAAUGUCGGACAGGAUACGCUCUGCCUCGAUGUGACGAUGUAAAUGAGUGUCUGAUAAAAAAUGGUGGAUGCAGCCAAACAUGCCAGAACCUCCAAGGGUCUUACCGCUGCCGAUGUAGGAGUGGCUACGCGUUGCUAAGCGAUGGGAAAUCGUGUAAACCACUUUGUCACGGCGCUCCAAUUGGGACCUGUCAAAAUGGUGGAACCUGUGUGCAACCCGAUGUUUGCGCUUGCCCAACAGGUUUUGCAGCCCCCAGAUGUGAUGAUGUCAACGAGUGUAACACGAAUAACGGUGGCUGUAGUCAGACGUGUACGAACACUCACGGGUCAUACCGGUGCAGCUGUGAGCCUGGAUACGGGUUGGUGAACGGGAGUCUGUGUAAACCGAUCUGUUUCCGCGGUGCCCCUGGGACGUGCCCAAAUGGGGGAAGAUGUCUAAGCCCCGACAGGUGCUCCUGUCCCAGGGGGUUUUCCGGUUCACCCUGUUCAGAUAUAAACGAGUGCCUCCAAAACAAUGGUGGAUGCUCGGGCACUUGCACGAACACACAGGGAUCCUUCACAUGCAACUGUCGCCAUGGUUACCAGCUUGCUGCGGACAUGCGCACCUGUAAAGCAAUCUGCCAGGGACUUCCAGCUGGCACAUGUCGUAAUGGUGGUACCUGUGUUCAGCCAGGUGUGUGUGAAUGUCCGGGUGGAUUCUCUGCGCCUGCUUGCAACGAUACCAAUGAAUGUCUCUCCGGUAAUGGCGGAUGUGAGCACCAGUGUGAGAAUACAAAGGGAUCCUUUCGGUGUAGAUGUUCCUCUGGAUAUCGGUUAGCUGGGGAUGGAAAGGCGUGCGCCGAUAUUGAUGAAUGCGCAGAGGGUACUUCCGGCUGCAGCAAUUUUUGUGUCAACGAUCCCGGAAGUUUCCACUGCAGCUGCCCUCUGGGAUACCAGCUUGGAGUAGAUGGGCGUCAGUGUCAAGACUUGGACGAAUGCCAGGCUAAUAACGGUGGCUGUACUCAGACGUGUUCCAACACUGAGGGUUCUUUCAUGUGUUCAUGUCGGGAUGGUUUUGUCCUCGAUGGGGACAAGAAAACGUGCAGAGAUGCUUCAGACUGCGAUGACAAACAGUUCGUCUGGUGCUGGCCACAGUGUAGCCAAUCAGCGUCUUCCUGUGAGUGCCCCUCUGGUCACGUGCUUCACAGCAAUGGGAUCAACUGCGUAGACCCUUGUUUUAUCAAGCCCUGUCAACAUAACGGCGUGUGCUCCAAACCCUCCCCAGAUGCAACAACGUUUACAUGUGACUGUACCAACACGGGAUACCAAGGAGACUGGUGUGAAACAGGAAUCAUCUCGUUGCCAGACAAUGUACGAGUCAGAGCCGGGGUUCUGUCAGACAAUUUCGUGGUGACAGCUUUUCCGGAGCGGGAGUUAAUCCUGAGUGCAGUAAAGAAUGAUAACGUGCAGGUUUUCCCCGGACAAGUGUUCAUUCGGAGUCCAGCUUCUAGCGCCACUUUUAAAAUUCUCUCUCCUGACAGUGGGAAAUUCGUCGUCAGCUUCAGAGCUUCUGGGUUAGACUCUGGAUCUUUCAGUAACGUCACCACUCUCGAGAUUCUGUCCGAUGACGUUUUCUCAAAAUACCAAAUUCCCUUCGAGGGACUUCCGGUUGGGAAUUUCUUCAUCGACCUCAGUCUUCAAGGUGAAGACUAUAAGUUCACGUCCACGUCUCAGUGGUACCGUCUCAACUCUGACCCGAAUGUUUUCUUCACCAAAGGUGUCACAUUCUCCUCUGUUGGAAAUCUCUCGGUACCCAUGUCUGUUAACGGUCUGGAGGUAAACGUAAACAACCAGGUAACAGUCGGUCCUGUGAGUGGCCUUCGGGGCCCAGACGUAGGAUCGGCUGUUUCAGGAGAAGUCAUCAGAAGAGCGAGACAAGCCUCUUUUGAACUCUCAGUCAAAGAUAUCAACGACUUCAUCAAGGAACACAGUUUAUUACGACAGCUUUUUGUGUUGCUUGAGCCUUUGUUGCCGAAUUGGUUGAGAAUGUUUGUCGGCACAAACUCUCCGCAACCCUUCUUUUUUGCAACGAUUGCUACCGGAAGUACAGUAAAGAAGACAACCUAUUGCAAAGGCGCGCCAGUUUUUGAUGAUACCAGAUAUCACGUAUUCCGCUUUACUCAUGCCAUUGCACUGACUCUUGUCAACCAGGAUGUGUAUUUGCCAGAACUCCACAGUGAGCAGUACUGCAUCAUCCUGGACUUGUAUAAAGAUUUCGGCACGACAUUCAUGAUGAUGUUUCCCGAUGAAGCAGGUGCUCUGUUAGAGAAAGUUGAAGUCUUCAAAAAAAAGAAGAUGCGGGUCCUUAGUCAGACGGCCUCGUUUUGGGUAUCAUUGGAGGUUAGUCGAGUUCGAGAUCCCAACAAAGUCUUUGACUUUUCGGUAGCCCCAAUUCCCGUGGAAACUUACGCAGCUCUGCCUGACAUCCGAAAGAUUUUGACGCACGUGUUUGUUGACCCUUGGGAAGUUUACCUGAAGACUGGCGGGAAGCCAAUGGAAGUGACUCUGUACGUCACGAUACUGAAGAGGACAGCUCCAAUUUCCUUGUCAUUCGGCAAUUUAUUGCAACACACUUUACAGGCGUUUGGAUCUGUUGGAGGUCCAGGACCGAGAGCAUACUGUGGACACCAAGCCAACCCUCCUGGAGUUUUCACCACAGUUUUCGUUGACGCCAAACUUCUCCGUGGCGUCCCAGUCAUCCAGGAUCUUGUCUUUAACAUUGAGCUGGAAGCAGAUUUCUUUUACCGUCUCGAUGAUGUUGACAUUUCCAAAGUUCCUCGCCCGAUUGAUAUCAUCAACUUGACGGCGUUGAUAACGAAUGUGGCCGAUCUUGUCAAAGAUAUCAUAGAGAGCAUCAAUAAUCUGGUUCAGAAAGUCAGACAGCUGGUGGACCUUAUCAAACUGAUGUUCGAAAAAACCCUCGAGAACUUCAUUAGGUUUGUGAAAACGAAGGUGGAUAAGAUUAAAAACAACACGCUAACUAUGGUACAGUCUCUCUACAACGAGACUGUCGGCAUCUUAAAGGGCCCAAAAACAUUCGGAAUUCGCGGUUUCUUCUCAGUAACUGUUUUGGGUAAAGGUUUCGGUAUCGAGGGUGAGUUCGUGAAAUCUGACGCUCAUUUACGGCGCUGUGGGGAUUUAGUGGAAAUCUACGAUCACAUGAAUGGAGAAGCAGCAUGGCGAGCCUUCGGAGUCAUUGAUGGAUUCGAGGUUGGUCUUGCCAGUGGUAAAGCAUCCAGCAGAGGGAAAAUAACGAGUAAACUUUGGAGUCUCCUUUCUGUGAAACUAGGAUUUGGUUUCGGACUCGCCUUGGCCAGUGACAGUAACAACUUUGUGGUACAGUUUCACGCUCGUUUGAAUUUCUUUGGAGCCAAAGCCACCGCAGAUGUCUUCGUCACGAACAAAGAGAUCGCCACGCGGAAGGAAGUUAACAUCUGGGAUAUUUUCAGAGCCAGGCUAACGAUCCGGGCCACGGUGUUUGUAAAUGUUGCAGACUGGGCUUUGCAGAUUCGGGGUGAAUUUAUUCCUGGUGGUGGCCGCAAACGCCAGACAGGAAACAACGUUCAGGCCAGCCUAGGAGAUGCCAUUCGAAAGUUUGUGAACAGGUUAGCUGAUGAGGCUGUGAAACGGAUAAGUAAAGCCCAAGAUGCAGUGAACAAAGCAAAGGACAAGCUUACAAGUGCACAGAAAUGGUUGGAUGAUAAAAAAUCCGAGGUGGAUAAAGCUAACGUUGUCUUCGAUAGGGCUAUAGCUGGUUUAGAGCGAGCAAAGCAGAAGUUAGAGGCUGCAAAGGGUCCAUUCCGCAGAGCUCUUGCUAAACUCAACGCCGCACAGAAAAGAGUCGAUCGUUUAUGCAAAAUCAAAUCGUGUUCAAAGAUUUGUAUUCCUGGUAUAAAGAUUAAAAUAUGCAAAUUGGGCUGGUUUAGGGUUCCUUGUCCGAAGUUUACAAGCUGUAUGUUCAAGAUUCCGAACCUUUUGUGUGAGGCCGCGAAUUUGUUAUGCCAUGGUAUCAGGGCUAUUGCUUUUGCGGCACUAGAAGUUGCUAAACUUUUCGUGAGAGUGCCCAUGCUUGCUUUGGACGCUGCCAAGCUCGCACUGUCCGUCGCACAAGUUGUUGUUGAUAAAUCGCGUAUUGUGUUGGAAGUAGUAAAAGUCGCCUUUGACGUUGCCAAAGGUCUUCUAGAAGUGGCUAAAGGAGGGCUUAGUUUAGCAAAUGCUGCUCUAGAGGUGGUCAAAUUUGCCGUGAGAGCCGUGCAAUAUGCUAUCAACUUCAUUGUGAAAUACGGCUUACAAAGUAUCAUCGACAUUGGUAAUUGCGGGUUUGAGAUUGAGUUAUCCACAAGAGACUUGUUUGAGUUCGAAAUAUUUUGUGAUGUUAAUCCAUUUAGGCUGGGCUGGCGAACCGUGCGUUUCCGUUUAAAUUUCCGCAAUGUUUUGGGUAGCAUUUGGAAUGCCGCAAAAUCAUUGGUCAAUAGCUUUUUGGAUUCUUUAAAGAAUCUGUUUGGGCGUCGAAAAAGAGAAAUCGAUUACGAGGCAUUUUCAAGACUUCACAAGGCGUUCCGCUACAGACGGCAGGCGGGAAAUGGAACGUUAGACGAAGAUUUGUUCGACAACCUUGAAGAUGGAGUCUUGAAUAACACCAUACUUACAAACACAACCCGAGAGAGCGAAAUUCACUUCUGGAGAGAACAAUGCUCUCGUUACUCCCCUGUGAAAAAUUUUCUGCAGCAGAGCAUCUCAGAGCUAAAUAACGUCACAAAUGAACUGGAUGCUUCCAUGAAAGAAAUUUCCAAUCGAGGUUCAGAAACAGUAGAGGUACGAAACUCCAUUAUUAACCCGAAGAAGACUUCAACGUGA